AUGAUCGAAGGAACGCAAUAAUUUUAAAUCGUUUUUGGGGCUAUUGUUAUUUUAGAUAUAGUCAACGGUAUAUUAAUCAAAGAAAUACCUAAUAUUGUUUGCAAUUCUUUGAUUUUAUUCUUUUGCAUAAGUAAAUUUGAUCUAUUAUUUAAAAGCGCUUUUCUUUCUCAAGUUUAAGUUCAAAAUAUGUGAAAAGCUUUUCUUAUUUAAUUUGUUCUUUUAUAAUGCACUAUAAAUAUACUAUUAUGGAAUUAAGUCAUUAUGGUUUUUAAUUUAUCUUUUACAAAUAUUCAAAUAAGAAAAACAAAAUAAAAUACUUUAAUACUUUUCAUUUACUUAAUUCUCUAUCAAUAUUAUAUUAUAUUCUAUCUAAUAUGAUGGUAUGUUCAAUUAUGCUUAUUUUUAAUAGCUUAAUUAUUUUAUUGUUAUUUUCCUUUAUCAAAUUUUCUAUUAGAAUGAACUGAAUUCAAAAAUUGACAUUGGAGAAAAUUUAAUUAUUUAAGAAAUUAAGAAAUUAAUUGUUUUUAAAAUAUUUGAUCAAAAUUUUAAUGAUAUUUCGAGAACUCUCCCUAAUUAAAAUAAUACAUACUUCUAAUUGAAUACAAAUCAAUCUGAUAAUCAUUAGAAUUUUCAAAUUAAGGCAUAUUAAGAUAAAGAAAUAGCUCAUACUCCAAUAAAUUAAUGUGGUUGGAAACCAAACUUAGUAUUUAAUGAUUAUUAGACUUUUAUAGAACAUAUAUAAAAUCUAGAUAAUUUAGAUUCUUAAAUGUGUUAUCAUUAUGUUGCUGUUUAAACUGAUUAAAUUAAGAAAAUUAAAACUAAAUAUAAAGUAUUUUACAAAGAAUUAGGAAAAAAAGAUUUAAUAAUUAUUGCAUUAAUUAGAAUUGAUAAUUUUGUUGAGAAAUAAAUGAUUUGGAAGUUCAAUAAAUUUAAGAAAUAUUUUUAUGAUAUAUUUGCUCAUAAAUUAAAAACACCAUUAAAUGCAUCUUUAGGUUUUUUAUCAUCUGCUUAUAAUUAUACAGAGAUGGAUAAUAACAUAAAAUAAAAUUAUAUUAAACCUGCAUAUAUCAAUUCUAAAUUGUAAUAUUUUUAAAUAUCAGACCUUUUGGAAUUUCUCAAUCCAUAAUGUGAUUAAACUAGAGCCUAAUAUUGUAAAAUCAAUAUGAAAUCAUUCUUAUACACACUAAAUGAAUUGAUAGAAUCUUAAUGUUAACAUAAAAAGAUACUUUUCUAAGUAUUUGUAGAGCAUAUACCUUUAAAAAAUAUUGAUAAGUAUAUUUUAGAAAUAUGCAUUUUAUAGAUUUUACAUUUAAUCUGAUUUAUUGAAAUUAGAAAGAAUUCUAUAUAAUUUACUUAAUUUAACAUAUAGAUAUACUCCAUAAAAUGGUUAAAUUAAUUUAAAUUUAUUUAUUGACAAGAAAAAUUCUGAAUUAAUAUUUAUUGUUAAUGGUAAUGAAUAUUUAUUUACAAAUGAAGAAUUAUCAAAUUUAAAUAAAUGGAUUCAAUAAAAAGAAGAAUUUUAAUAUAAAAAAAAAUAAAUAGCAUUAAAAAAGGAAAUAAAAUUAUCUUUAGAAAUUACUAAUCAUUUAAUUAAUAUAUUAAAUGAUUAUGAAUAACAUCUAGAAAUUUCAUCAUCAGUUAAUGGAACAGAAUUCAAAUUCAAAUUAAUUAUCAAAGAAAAUAAAACAACAGAUGGAUCUUAAGAAUAGUUUACAAUUGGUUUUAUGCUUAAAUAAAAAAGCAACAAGAAUGUAAAAAAUAGAACGAAUUAAUCUAUGUUUUUAUAAGGUGAAUCUUAAAUGUUAUAAAACUCUAUAAAAGUGGAAAAUGAACCAAUUGCAAAUACUCCUAUUAAUAAUCGAAUAAAUUAACCAAAAUAAAAUAAGACUCCUAGAACUAUAAAAAGGGUUCAAUCCUCUUUUACUAAUAAAGGAUUAAUAGAUUAUGAUAAAUAAAUAUUGAUAGUUGAUGAUGAACCAUUUAAUCAUGAUAUAUUAAUUUUAAUGAUGAAGAAUAUGGGAUACAAUUAAUUCUUAAAAGCUUAUAAUGGAUAAUAGGCAAUUGAGAUAACUAAGGAAAAAGAAGAUGAAAUUAGUAUAAUUAUAAUGGAUUUAGAUAUGCCUAUCAUGGGAGGAAUAGAAGUAUAUAUACAUAUUUGAUAAUAUAAAAGGCUACAAAAGUUUUAGUAGAAUUGAUGAUGGAUUAAAAACUAGUUUACAUUCCAAUAAUUGGUUGUACUGCUCAUGAUGAUAAAGAAACUAUGGAUAAAUGUAUAUAGGCAGGAAUGUUAUGUGUAGUUGUGAAACCAGUAUUUGGAAAAACUCUAAGAGAAGCAUUCUAAUAAAUAACUAAUUCUGAUGAUGUUAGAAAACGAUCAAUGCUCUGUCUUACUUCUUAAUUACAAAUUUGA
Messenger RNA from Paramecium sonneborni, 2410 nucleotides. The record is from the annotation of a GenBank genome assembly. NCBI's taxonomy places the organism in Eukaryota, Ciliophora, Oligohymenophorea, Peniculida, Parameciidae.